AUGCUACUUCGUGGGAUGAGGCAGCCGUUAGGGCGGGUGUCGUCGCAGGACGUGCCAACGGACCUCAUCGUCCGGGUCGCCGGCGCCGCCUUCCCUCUACAUAAGGCGGUGAUGGUGCCCAAGUGUGGCUACAUCCGCAAGGCCGUCGCCAUGGCCACGCGCCCCGACCACGCGGCGACCGUCGAGAUCGAGCUCCACGGCCUGCCGGGCGGCGCCGACGCCUUCGAGAAGGCCGCGCGCUACUGCUACGGCGCCAACUUCGAGAUAUCCGCUCGCAACGCCGCCCCCCUCCUCUGCGCCGCCGCGUUCCUCGACAUGCAGCCGGCCGACGGCGGCCUCGCGCGCCGCGUUGAGGAGUUCCUCGCGCAGGCGGGUCUCCGGACGCUGCCCAACGCGAUCGCCGUGCUGCGGUCCUGUGAGGGCCCGCUCCUCGUGGCCGCCGAGGAGCUCGGCGUCGCCCGGCGCGCGGCCGACGCCGUGGCCCUGCGGAUCUGCAACGAGGUGCUUUUCCCGACGCGGUCGCCGCCGGAGUGGUGGGCGUCGGAGCUCGCAGCUCUCUCGCCAGCGUCGUUCCACAGGGUCUUUGCGGCGCUGCGCUGCCGACGCGCCGGUCCUGAGGUGCUCGUCGCCGCGGCCACCGCCUACGCGGAGCUCCUGCUGGCCGACGGCAAAGCUUCCGACCACCGCGCCCUCCUCGAGUCUGUUGUCGCCGUGCUCCCUUCAGCGGACGACGCGCCCCUUCCCGCAGCGUUCCUCUGCCGCCUCCUGCACGACGCCGUCACCUCCGAGGCCUCCGCCAAGACGUGCCGCGACCUGGAGCUCCGCCUCGCGGCCGUGCUCGACCAGGCCACAGCGGGCGACCUGCUCGCCUUGGCACUCGAUGGCGCUGGUGAGCGCGUCAUUAACACCGAAUCGCUCCGGCGUGUGGUCGCCGCGUUUGUGGAGCGCGAGUCCGGUGCCGGACGGAACAGGAGGGCGUCGCUGUCCGGAGCGGCGUCGCUGUCCGGAGCGGCGGCGCUGGGCGCAGGGGCGCUGCAGAAGGUGGCCAAGAUGGUGGACGAGGUGGCGGCGGAGAUCGCGACGGACGAGUCCCUGCCGAUCUCCAAGUUCGUGGGCGUCGCCGGCGCUGUGCCCAAGGACGCCCGCGCCACCCACGACUGCCUCUACCGCGCCGUGGACAUCUACCUCAAGGCGCACCCGGAGCUGGACGAGAUCGAGCGGGAGAAGGUGUGCAGCGUCAUGGACACCCUCAAGCUCUCCUACACGGCGCGCAUCCACGCGUCCCAGAACAAGCGCCUGCCGCUCCAGGCCGUGCUCAGCGCACUCUACUACGACCAGCUCAAGCUCCGCAGCGCCGGCGUCGGCCACGACGACGAGGAUAGCGAUGCGCGGUCGGAGGCCGGGUCGGCGCGCAUGCAGGCCAAGGCGGACGCGGCGCUGGCGCGGGAGAACGAGGCACUGCGGUCGGAGCUGGCCCGGAUGCGGGCGCACUUGUCGUCCGGCGUGCAGCAGAGCAAGGGGAGCGGCUCGAGGACGGCGGCGACGGCGACAGUGCCGGGGAAGAAAGCGAGCUUCUUCGGGUCGAUGUCACGCACGCUGAGCCGGCUGAACCCGUUCAGGGCCGGCGGCGGGUGGUCCAAGGACACGUCGAGCAUCCGUGACAGUAGGGGCGGCGCCAUGAAUGUGGUCAAGCCCAAGCGGAGGAGGUCCUCCAUAAGCUAAGACUCAAUAUAUAUCAUCCAUGAUGAGAUAGGUGCAUGUAAUUCGGUCUCAUUUCAUUCGUAUGAUCACUGGUGUGUACUGUGCGUGUAGAGGAAGAUCAUGAUCGUAGUUCUCAUGAUUCUUCCCUUUUUUUCAGUUAGUUUGUGUCAUCUAUUGUACUACUAAUCUACUAUGUACUGUAUGAUGUAUGUUGGGCAUUGUAUAUUAGUAGAAAGAAGAAGUGUUCAAUUCAA
Triticum urartu is the source of this 1955-nucleotide messenger RNA. Lineage: Eukaryota; Viridiplantae; Streptophyta; Magnoliopsida; Poales; Poaceae. The record is from RefSeq and is a predicted model, not a curated record.